This is a messenger RNA of Lactuca saligna, 2648 nucleotides long. Lineage: Eukaryota; Viridiplantae; Streptophyta; Magnoliopsida; Asterales; Asteraceae. The record is from the annotation of a GenBank genome assembly.
UGGUAAACAAACAAUGUUAGAUGUGGUAUUGCAUUCACAUGGGUACAUUAAGCACUGGGGUUUGGGGGUAAGUAUAUAAAUUUCCGUGUAAAGAAAGCGUAGUAUAGUUUAUGAAACCUACAAAAUGGUCAAGGUUCAACGCCGGAAGUACCGAGUCCAGUGCAACUUCUAUUUUAGUUGAAUUUGCGGAAGUUUCAAUCACCUUCCCUGAUUCGUAACGUCAGGAUUUCUAGACUGCGACAGCGAUUAGGAUCGAUUUUUCUACCAUUUCUCCUUCCUUUCGAUGGUUUUUCUGUUUUUACACUUUUACCAAGCAAACGCGCACGCAGACUUGCCGAUCAGUUUACCAGAAUCAAUUAUAAAUACCAUCUCACAUAAAUGAUAAAUCUCAACUUUUUUUAACAUUUUCCUGCACCUUGGUCGCUGUGGGUAUAGUAUAAUCACCAGUGUUUUUGAGUUUGCAAGUGUUUAUAAAAUGAAGUCGUCACUGGAGAAGUUUGGGCGCAAAUUAACGAUGCACAAGAACGAUGGGAAGGAGAAGAGGGAUCAUCAGCCUUCCGCCCAUUUGGAUGAGCUUGUUCAGGUUUCCAAGGAUAUGCAAGACAUUAGAAACUCCUAUGAUGGCUUAAUGUCAGCUGCUGCUGCAAUGACAAAUAGUAUAUUUGAAUUUUCAGAAUCUCUACAUGAAAUGGGGACCUGUUUGCUGGAGAAAAGUGCAAGUGAUGUUGAUGGUGAAAGUGGAAGAGUGUUAUCAACUUUAGGAAAUAUACAAUCAGACCUCCAAAAAAUCGCGGAUAGUUAUCGUUCUUACGUGGUUGUGACAAUUACAAAUCCAUCAGAGUCUCUUCUAUCUGAGCUACAAAAAGUAGAGGAGAUGAAGCUUCAAUGUGAUGAGAAAAGAGGUGUGUACGAAUACAUGAUGUCACAACACAAAGAGAAGGGAAAGUUGAGAAGUGGAAAGGCUGAAAGUUCAGUUGCACAAAAACUACAAGAAGCACAAGAUGAAUAUAACGAAGUGGCUAGACUAUGUGCCUUUCGGGUAAAAUCACUCAAGGAGGGACAAUGUCGUAGUAUUUUGACACAAGCUACACGCCAUCAUGCUGCACAGUUGAAUUUUUUUCGUAAGGGAUGUAAGGCUCUUGAAGCAGUUGACCCGUUGAUAAGAAUUGUUGCAGAGAAGCAUCGAAUCGAUUGCCAACUCACUGAAUUUGAUGAUGUGAAUGGUGGGGAAGAUGGAGGUAUGAACAGCUUUGAGAGGAUUGAUGAUGGGGAAUUGAGUUUUGACUAUGGGCAAAAGAAGCAAGGAGUUGAUAAUUUUGGCACAUCAUCGAACCCAAUGGAGGUAGACCGGCCUGACAUACCACAUGCUCAAGUUCCAACUUCAGAAGAUCGACAUAUGAAUCAUUACAAACAACAGCAAGGGGCACGAGCGAGCAGUUACUCUGCCCCAUUAUUCCCGGAUUCAUCUGAGAAGCCUAAGGAAACACUUACACAAACAAAACCCCGGCAGAAUUUUCACUCUUACGUGCUACCUCCUCCAAAAACACCUCCUGCAUCAUCUGCCCCCCACACCAGUAAUCCAUUCAGCAAGAUGCAACCAACAGAUGAGAAACAACACGACAGGGAUUCUAAUGAUUCCAAACCCACGAUAAAAGAUUCCAAUUCCAGCAUCCAGUUACCUGCUCCUCCUCCUCCUUCAUGGAGUGGGUUUGAUAGUAAAGUAGGGAAAAGACAAGCCUACUCUGGUCCAUUGCUGCCAACGAAAGGGGGGUUUUCCGGAAAGAUAAAUACUAGUGAAGUUCAUGUUUCUCGUAGUGUUUCACCUCCGCCUCCGGGCCUAUCAUUGUCUUCUUCUCCAAGAAUAAGUGAGCUUCAUGAGCUUCCUAGGCCUCCUCCUCCUCCUUCUUCUUUUUCUUCUAAACAGGGUAUGAUGGGAUAUUCGGGCCCUUUGUUUUUGAAAAAUCAAGACAGAUCUCAUUCUCCUCCCAAAAUAAGUAAAACCUCGAUUGCAACUGCGUCUCCCCUUCCACCUCCUCCGCUAGUUGUUCCUAGAAGCUUCUCGGUUCACUCUAGCAACCCGAGUGCUAUGGAGUCCCCACAGCCACAAAGAACUGGAGGCAGGAAGGCCACACCUAAGCCUAAGGUGGAAAGCUGAUUCGUGUUGCGCUUGAACAUAAGGUUGUUUUUUUUAGUUGAAUGGCGAUUUUAUAGAGUAUGUUCGUUUAUCUUGGUUUUUUGGGGGGACAGGGACAGGUGUGUAAAUAUAUGGCAUUUCUUGUGUUUUUAACAUCAUCAUAGACAUUCCUCAUUUCUGGAUUUCCUUCCUAAAUCCAAUUUAAAUUUUGCAUGUCUACUUUCUAAUAAUGAUUGAAUUUUAUACCCUAUGGUGCUUGUUAAACGUAAUAUUUUCUGUGGGUGGCUAAUGUCAAGAAACCUCCUACUUAUCCUACAGAUACGAGAGUUAGGGUUUAUAAACUUACAUAGUUACAUUAAUCAUUAAAACCCUCAAAUCUUCACAAUAUGAUGUGCUCCUUUAUGGGGGGUGUAUUGGUCUUCCCAGUCCAACAUUGCUUACAAGCUCAGGAGGAGAUGCUGAGUUCAUAGAGUUAGGGCCCAAAACAGAUAAUAUCACAAUCACUCUAUUAAGG